Molecule: messenger RNA, 444 nt
Organism: Vitis vinifera (wine grape)
Lineage: Eukaryota; Viridiplantae; Streptophyta; Magnoliopsida; Vitales; Vitaceae
Product: GDSL esterase/lipase At5g03980-like
Exons: 3
Coding region: 1-444 (147 amino acids)
Source: RefSeq, a predicted model, not a curated record
AUGACCGCUGGUCUUCCCUUUCUCAAUCUAUACAUGACUAAGGAUGCUGAUUUCAGUCAUGGUGUGAACCUUGUGGUUGCUGGCUCUACCGCCAUGUCCACGUCUUCCCUCACUGAUGACCACAUUCUUUCACCUGUUACCAACUUGAGAUACAACUUCAAUGGAUUUCUAAGCAUUGUGCCUAGAAGCUUGGAAGUGCUCUCUUUAUGGUUGGGGAGAUUGGAGGCAAUGACUAUAAUUAUGCAUUCUUUCAAGAAAGUUAUUGAUUAUGGUGCUCAAAGAGUGGUUGUCCCUGGGAAUUUCCCAAUAGGCUGUUUCCGGAUCUAUCUUACUGGAUUCCAAAACAAUGACUCAGCAGCCUAUGAUGAACAUGACUGCCUAAAAGGGUUAAAUGACUUUGCAAAGUAUCACAAUGAUCAUCUCCAAAAGCAAUUUUCCGAAUAA